Rhagoletis zephyria (snowberry fruit fly) is the source of this 1005-nucleotide messenger RNA. Lineage: Eukaryota; Metazoa; Arthropoda; Insecta; Diptera; Tephritidae. The record is from RefSeq and is a predicted model, not a curated record.
AUGACCGAGGAGGCGAACCUGCUCGCCGGCCUCCUCGUCGGCCUCAACUCCUUCGACUACACCGUCUACCUGAAGGGCGACGACUCGGUGCUGACCGCCUUCGAGCACGAGCCCGUCAUCGACCUGCAGUACUACCUCCAGGAUCCGUACGGUGCCGCCGAUGUGCAGGUGUUUUCGGAGAAGAAGCAGCAGCAGCAGCAGCAGCAGAUGACCAAUGGAGAGCAGCUCAACAACAGCGAAAACAGCAGCAACGGCAGCAAAGACGAGGUGGACAGGGAAGAAAUGGCCACAGCUGCAGCAGCAGCAGCAGCUCCCGACGUGGAGGUCCUUCUCGAGCAGAACAGCUACGUCGAGGAGAUCAACAAGCACCUAAAGGCGACAAUCAAAACGCUGGAGGAGAAGAUUGAGACGCUGCUGGAGCGGCGAAGCGGCUCGGUGAGCAGCAGCAGCAACGACGGUCAUAACAGCAGCAACCAGCAGCCACAACCUCACUCCUCAUCCUCGGCCAGGUCGCUGAUGGAGUUUGGCACCGCCCUGGUCGCCAAGGAGAAGCAGAUCAUGGAGGAGGAGCGGCGGCGACGGGAGGCGGAGAAGCGCCUGGAGAUGGAGGCGAAGCUGCGGGAGGAGAGCGAAACUGCCCGCAACUGCCUGGAGCGGGACAUUCAGGAGAAGCAGGAGACGAUUGUGACGCUGCGGGCGCAGCUCGAUGAGGUCAAGGCGAUCAACAUUACGAUGUUCAGCAGGCUGCAGGAGAGGGAGCGGGAGGCGAAGGAGAGGGCGAGGCGGACGGCCGAGUUGGAGACGCUGCUCGGCCAGCAGAAGAAGGAGAUUGGGCAGCUGGAGAAGCGAUGUGCCCAGCUGAGCGAGAGUUUAGACAGCGGGGGCAACCACAACGACCACGAUCACGACCACAACUGUGAUAGUAGCGGCAAGGACGAGCUGCUGGCCAGCUACCAGAAGCUAAUUGACGAGCAGCAGGAGCAGAUGACGGUGCUGCAGCUCGAG